Messenger RNA from Octopus sinensis (East Asian common octopus), 1938 nucleotides. RefSeq lists its product as uncharacterized. The transcript is spliced from 6 exons. Bases 158 to 775 code for a protein of 205 amino acids. The record is from RefSeq and is a predicted model, not a curated record. NCBI's taxonomy places the organism in Eukaryota, Metazoa, Mollusca, Cephalopoda, Octopoda, Octopodidae.
UUGAUGUGUUAAGUGAAGAAAGAUAAUAUUUUUAUCGCAUCUACCAGAACCACACUGGACUUUCCGAAAUAGCAGCUGGAGAGAAAUUUAACUGGAAAAAAAAAAACCGAACGUAAACUUUGAAAGUUGCUAUCCUGACCAGGCCGGCUCCGCAAUUAUGCCGACCAAAUAUUUCAUUCAGAAUAAGCGUAAGAGUUUAGACCAGGAUUUCUUUGCUGAGUGUAUGCAGAAUGAUCAAAAACGGCAAUGUUUAGGACUUCUGAACUAUGACAGAGGUUGUGAAUGGAAACAGGAAGAAUCUGUUGCCGAAAUAAACCCGGCAUCAGAUAUGGAAGAAACUAUGGAAGAAGGUGAAGUUAGCAAUGGCUGUGGAAUGAUGCAAUUAGAAAAUAGCAGCAAUGGCUUCAGCAACAACAACAACAACAACAACAACAGCAGCAUUGUCAAUGAAAACAACAAUAACACUUUUCAUCAUCAACAACUUCAGCAACCAACAGACUUUGCUUCAUGUGAUGAAACUACAUUCGUCCAGGACCCUAAACACAAUGAGCAGAAUUCAGAUUCUAAACCAAAGGAAUCGUACCAAAUACAGUCUGAGAGUUCAUCAUCUUCAACACCAACUUAUUAUCAGAAAUUUAAUACCACUUUAGGGCCAGCAGAUAGGUUCUGUGUAGGUGGUGCAUUUGGCUACCAACUUGGGCUGAAUCGUUCCUACUGCAAGCCCUCUUGGGACACUAUAGCUGAUAUGAGGACUUAUGUGUCAGACUAUUACUGAGAUUAAGUUGAUGUUUAAUUUUUUUUGUUGUAAAUUUUUUUUUAUUUUCUUUCAUUCUUCAUUUUAUGUGACUCUUUGUUCACACUUUCAUUAUUAUUUUUAUAAAAUACCAGCUGAUUAUAUUAUAAAUAUCUCAAAGUUUUUUUUUUCCUCUUUGAAAUCAUAUUUUCACACACCUUUUAAAUUCAUAAUUGUUCAUAUAAAAAAAAAAGAAAGAAGAGAUAUCCAAAUCUCUUUGAAAUUAAAAUAUUUUCAAUGGUUCUGGGGGACUUGUCAUUUGAUGAUGGGGGAUUUAAAGAAAAAGUUGGAAGAAAAAAGUGGAAACACAACGACCGUCUGGUUAAGGUGCUGGAGACACAUGCAAAUGUUGCUGCAGUUGUUGUUCUCUGUCCUUGGACAAGAGACAUUUUUUGUGUAAACUCCAGUCUUAGUAAUUGACAACAGGUUCCCCAUUCUUACUUCACAAUUGUGUUGUGUAUCAGCUGGUGUUGGAAGAGCACUAACUUCAACAAUAUGAAAAAAAGAAAUUGAAAAAAAAAAAAAAACAAACCCAGAAAGAAAAGAAUUAAUAUUUCCAAAGAUCCAGCCCCACCUAUAUCUGUAUGAAAUGGUGGAGAGUAAAGGAGUUAAAGAAAAAAAAACUAGGAAAAGGAAGAAAAAUGAAAAAUAAUUUUCUUUUCUUUUUUUUUUUAAUUGGUUUGUAUAUUUAUGUUUAAGAAUCACAAAUAGCUGAGUUGGUUAAGCAUCGCAUUAAUGGAUUUUAGUCUCUUCCUGGCUCUGUAGAAUGCUCAGUUAAGUUUGCCCAACUAUAAAUGAGCAAUGAAGUUCAGUGUAGUUCCCUGCUGAAACCAUUGACAUCAAUGUAUAACUAAUAUAGUCAAGAGUGUCUUGUUAAGUUAUAGUAAUCACCUGAUCAACCAGACUAUCAGACGUUGUUAUACCUCACUGGUCACAGUGCACUUUGCAUCGUUUUUAGGCUUUCAAAUGGUGCCAUCCCACUGGUUAGGCAAGCCAGUCCAUCACAGGGUCACCCAUUCACAGCCGAGCAGACUGGAACAAUGUGAAGUGAAGGGUUUUGCUCAAGAACUUUUAAUAUUCAACUCAAAUGUUGUUUUGGUUUGGAGUGUGGGGGGUGGGUGGGGGUGGGGACGUCUUCAGAUGAA